AUGGCGGAAACAUGGCCGGAAGUUUGCGUUCGUUUGUUGGGGGCUACUUGUGAGCAUCGAGUCCUUGACAUGACUGGCGCCUGCUCACGCGAGUUGGCGCAGUCUUUGCACAACGGUCUCCUGCCAGGCACCAUUCCUUCAGGGCUUCUUGUUGCGAACGUAGCAAAGGCCGAGAGUCUAGAAGACCUCGUUCGUGAAGUCGAUUUAGUUCAUCGGAGUCCUGUGGUUUUCACAGUGUCUCAGCCUCAACGGUUCCCGCAGCUUCUGACUGCGUCGCCCGGCGAGGGCUUCGCAAAAUGGACAGCUCCGACAAAGAGAGAACCAUCUGGACAAUUUCUCAUGGAGUUUGACCGUGUCAUGUGCGUUCCAGGGCAACACCUCCGCCCAUGCGAGGCAUGCGAGGGUCAACUUUGGCAUCGGCACCCUUUGCAUGUGAGAAUUCUUCAGCGUGGGCUCGGCCUGCUCAGGCCUGGUGGACGACUUGUUUUCGUGGCAUGUGGCCAGCUGCACCCGGUCGAGAACGAGGCAGUCAUAGCUGCAGCCUUGAGCAGGUACGGCCCGCCGUCCGUGCAAAUAGAAGAUGCUAGGCAGCUUCUUGCCUGCCCAUCGUCUUUGGGCUGCACCUCAUGGAGCAUACCCAACCCUAUCAAGGGAGAGGAGCCGUCCCAUUUCCUGUCAUGGGACGACGUCCCUCUCAAACUGCGGGAUGGCAAAGUUCUUCGCACUAUGUUUCCGCCGAAGUACAGCGAGCCGAAUGGUUUGGAACUGGGCUCACAGCUGGCGCGCUGUUUGCGGCUGGAUGUGGGCCCGGGGCUCUUUCUGGCUGUCUUGGUCAAGGAGUCAACAGCACCGAGGAUUUGUUCAUCGCCGUGUCCCGUGGAGGAAGACGAGCAGUCUUCCUUGACACCGGGGAGCAACAUCAUGGUCAGAUCAUCAGGAGCCUCUGCAAGGGUAGUUGGACGUGGAAGUGGCCCGUAUGCGGGCUUAGUGAAGAUCAGGUACCCUGACAGGUCCACAUAUCAUUUGGAGGCGAGUGAGCUGCAACCUCUGUCGAGUCGACCCACAGCUUCCCCAGCUUUCACAUUGGCAUUUAAGGCUGCUUGCUUGGCUUUGACAAUGAUGAGCACUCUAUUCUACAUCAGUCCGUGGUCGCGGUGCUCUCACACACUCGUCCGCCGGCUGAAGUGGCAUUCGGGGGUGCUUUUGAGUGCAUGUCUGGCCUUUGCUUGCAUGCGAAGUCGUGGGCGUGCUGUACGCAGUCCGGUCGGGGUGGCAAAGUCCCCACUUCCUGGAUCUAGAAUUGUGAGGGGAUGUUCGAAUGUGCCACAACCCGUGCAAUCCUUUUGCUCCUUUUUUGGUUGGGAUCUAUGCUGGGAGAAGUUCCGAGAUUGUCUUGCCUAUCGAACGGCAGAUAAGCGCGACUUGUACCUGGUGUCUGCAGCCGUCUUUCAGCUUCGCGUUCCGGAACAGCUGCGCCAAACUCUUUGUGGAAUGCCUGUCUUGACUAGGUGCGAUGUGUCGGAGAGACGGUACUGGGGUACCGACGUGAAGCCCAGAGCCACGCUGACAGCCUUGCUCCGCAAGUACGCAUCACGGCGGCGUCUCCUCCUUCAAGGCGCUUUGCUCCAGGAGAUCUUGGACACAGGCUGCUUGUCGCUGGAAGCCUGCCCGCUCGAAUCAGAAGUACAACAAGGUCUGCUCCAAGGAUUGGAUUCUUGCACCUCGGAGGGAAUCCUGCGACCUGGCUGCGUGCUGAUCUUAUGCAGUGAAGCCGAUGACGCCGAGAAUUCCCAGUGUUGGCUCGGCGUUCUGGGAUCGACGCACCUGGAGAUACCAGAGGUGCUCCACAGGAAAAGUCCGUUUCCCCUGCCCUGA
Molecule: messenger RNA, 1875 nt
Organism: Symbiodinium sp. CCMP2592
Lineage: Eukaryota; Dinophyceae; Suessiales; Symbiodiniaceae
Source: the annotation of a GenBank genome assembly